AUGAAUCAUUCAAAAUCGACAAAAAAUAAGUUCAACAUUGAAGAUUGUUCUGAAUCAGAGUAGGAAGAAACACAAAGAAAAUCUUUGAAUGCUUAAUCUUAAUCCUUAUUUUAAACAUCCCUCUUUGGUGGAUUAGACUCUUCAGUUAAACAAUUUAAAAAGAAACCAAUAGUGAAAAAAUCUAUGACAGAGUUCCUAAACAAUUAUGAUUAAAACUUUGAUGAUGUAUUUGGAAGUAUGAAAAUGCCAAUAGAUGUAAGUCUAGAUCAUUCAGAAAACAAAAAAAGUGCUCACAACAAUAAUAACAAUAACAAUAAUAAUAAUAAUGGAUAAAAAAGUAAUAAAAAGUAGACAAAAAAGAGACCAAUAGAAACAGUAAAUUCAGAAUCAGAAUCUAAUUCAGAAAUUUAGACUACAAUUAAAAAAUAAUCAAAACCAAAUAGAAAUGGAAAGAAGAAGUAAUCUAAAAGAAUUGUGGAUUCAGAUUCAGAUGAAAACAAAGAAUAGGUUGAAAAGGUUGAAAACAAAAUCCCUAAAAAAAGUUAACCAAAAAAAUAAAUCAAAACCAAUAGUAAAUAAUCAUCGGAAGAAUAAUCUAGUGAAAAUAAAAAGUAUAAUCCCAAUUCAGUUGAUCUACCAUAAAAUAGUAAAAAAGACAAGAAAGGGUAAAAAUUGAAAACAGCAAUAUUUAAUUUUGGUACCGAGGAACCAGAAAAAUAAGCAUCAUCAAAUAAGAAAACUAAAAAGGAUACACCAAAAAGAUAGACUCCUAAAACAAGAAGCAAGAAAUAGGUCGAAUAAGAUGAUGAUUCCAAGGAUGAUAAAAUUGAAUAAUUAAUUAAAGAAUAUCAAAAAGAAGAACAAGAAUUGAAAAAGAGUCUCACAAAUAGAAAGGAUAAGGGAACAAAAGACAAUGGAACUAAAGAAAAAGUGGAAAAUAAAGAUAAAAACAAUAUAUUAAAUGGUAUUAAAAAAAGUUAUCUGACCUCAGAAUGCAGUCCAAAAACAAAAUCAGAUGAAGAAGAUGAUAUUGAUGAUUCAUGA
Messenger RNA from Paramecium octaurelia, 1044 nucleotides. NCBI's taxonomy places the organism in Eukaryota, Ciliophora, Oligohymenophorea, Peniculida, Parameciidae. The record is from the annotation of a GenBank genome assembly.